AUGCGGAUUUCCAGCACUGAAUCCCGGAAAAAACUCCAAAAUAUUUUAAUUCACUCUUUGAUCACUGAGGACUCAUCAACAUCACUUAUUCGACUUCACAUUUUCGUUUCAGAUUCGUCAGAUACUGUUGAGACUGACAACAUCAGUGAUGAUCAUCAAUUAUUGCAUGAUUUAUCCGAGGAUUUCCGGUUGCCACAUACAUUAUUUCCAUAUUUCUACGAUUUACGGAUUCAAGUGCAUUUGCACGAUAACCAGUCUGAGGAAUUUUUCUUCAAUGGUUCUGUGUCAAUAAAACUAAAAUGUCAAGUAUCGACAACCGAAUUAUUCGUGCAUGCAUACAAUAAUUUGAAAGUGAGCCUUGAUCAAAUCCAUAUGUUUUCCCUCGAUGAUCAAGAUCAAAACAAUUCUACUGUCGAGAUAGAAGACAUAACUUACCACAAAGAUGCAGAGUGUUAUCGAAUACAACUACUAACGCCUUUGCAACCAUACACUCACUACAUCUUGACAUUUGAACAGUUUCGUUCUGAUAUUAAAUUUGGCUCUGCUGGUUUGUUUCUUAGCCGAUAUGUGGAGAAUGGAACUAAUAAAUAUUUAGCAAGUAGUCAAUUCGAAGCAACACUUGCAAGACGUGUAUUUCCAUGUUGGGAUGAGCCAGAAUUCAAGGCACAAUUCAAGGUCAACAUUAUACGCCACGAUACAUUUCAUUCGCUUUCAAACAUGAAUUUGGAAAGGACGGAAGUGUUGCACGAUGAUUGGCGUAUGGACGUUUACAACAUCAGUGUGAUAAUGCCCACAUAUCUAUUGGCGUUUGUAGUCUCACAAUUUUCAAAUAUUCAGAAGACAGACAAUCAAGGAAGAAACUUUACUGUUUGGGCAAGACCAGAAAAAAUUCAGUCAGCUGAAUAUGCACUUGAUAUUGGAAUAAAAUUAUUGGAGUAUUUCGAAGAUUAUUUUGGAAUCCCUUAUUCACUUCCGAAAAUGGAUAUGAUUGCAGUUCCCAACACCUCCGAAGUGGCAAUGGAAAACUGGGGUCUGAUAACUUUCAGUGAACCUUCAAUGUUAUGGAGUCCGAUAGAUGAUUCAUUAGAAUCCCAAAUUUUUGUGUCUUCAGUAGUUUCACAUGAACUUGUUCAUCAGUGGUUCGGAAAUUUAGUAACCAUGAAAUGGUGGGAUAAUUUGUGGUUGAAUGAAGGCUUUGCAACGUUCUUCGAAUAUAUCGGAGUAAAUUCAAUACAUCCUGACUGGAAUAUACUGGAUAAACUAGUGUUCGACGUGCAUCGUGCACUUGGUAUUGACGCUUCUUCGAAAUCACGCCCACUUAUUUAUCAUGCAGUGAGUGAACUUAAUGAACUGGAUGCAGUGAUCAUUUACGAUAAAGGUGCCUCAUUGAUUCAAAUGAUGGAGAUGUUCAUGGGACCCAGAGUGCUUAAAGACGGCCUGAAAAAAUAUUUACUUGAAAACCAAUAUAAGAACACAGAUGAAAAGGACUUAUGGAAAGCAUUAUCCAAAGAAUGGAAAUCCGAAAAUAACCAUCCCGACAUCGAUUUCAUUAUGGAUUCUUGGACCAAGAAAACGAAUUAUCCACUCGUAGUUGUUCAGCGAAAUCAGUCUGAUGUAUUCCAUUUCGAACAGUCACGUUAUCUUCAACUUCAUGAUGUCGAUGCUUCUCCAGCAUAUGAAGAAUACACCUGGAUAAUACCAAUAACUUACGGGUCAGCGAAAACGGUGAACUGGACAGACGUUGAAGUUUUGUGGAUGGUAAACAGUACAAUGAUUCAAACGAUGAACAUUGAUUCGGAUGACUGGUACUUGGUGAAUGUUAAACAAGCAGGAUUUUAUCGAGUUCACUAUGCUGACAACAACUGGUUACGAUUGAUAGAUCAACUGCAAGAGAACUCCAGUGCUAUUCCAGAAUACUCACGCUGGCAAAUCAUGAAUGAUCUAUUCAGCCUUGCAAAUCGUGGCACUGUACCAUAUAUCUAUUUCCUGAAUGCAACAAAGUAUUUGAAACACGAAGAUCAGUUCAUCGUAUGGAAAACAGCAAGCCGAGCAUUACUUUACAUUAACAGUAUGCUUGUUCUAAAUGAGAAUUACGGAGUUUUCCAGGCAUACUUACGGACUCUUCUUGACAGUCAUAUUCAAUCAGUAAGCUGGUCAUCUGUUAACGAAAGUCAAAACCUUGAAAACAUGCUUCUUGACACUACAUUGGCUAGACUCGCCUGCAAAGCAGAACCCCAAGUUUUUGUCGACAAAACUGGAGAACUCUUCCGACUGUGGAUGUCAAAACCAGAAGAAAAUCCGUGA
Molecule: messenger RNA, 2304 nt
Organism: Schistosoma turkestanicum
Lineage: Eukaryota; Metazoa; Platyhelminthes; Trematoda; Strigeidida; Schistosomatidae
Source: the annotation of a GenBank genome assembly